Colletotrichum orchidophilum is the source of this 324-nucleotide messenger RNA. RefSeq lists its product as uncharacterized. The transcript is spliced from 3 exons. NCBI's taxonomy places the organism in Eukaryota, Fungi, Ascomycota, Sordariomycetes, Glomerellales, Glomerellaceae. The coding region runs from base 1 to 324 and encodes 107 amino acids. The record is from RefSeq and is a predicted model, not a curated record.
AUGCCGCAAGCAAACACCACGUCGGUCGACACAGCCACCCCAAGACGACGACACCCUCGAUGCCCGUCGAAUCCUCACCGGCUGUCCACAGACCCCAAAGUCCCAUCUCCCGUUUGCCAGUCUACCACGUCUUUGGCUGCAUCUAGGUCUGCAUCUAGGACAAUGAGCAUUCUACCGGAAGCAUCGCUAUGCCUCGACCCCUCCGCGGUCUGCGCUCGUUGGCCGUCGCAAGCCCCCCGGGGGAGCUUUGGCUUCUGGCGAUCGCCAUGCCUCUUUCUGCUGUGGCGUUUGCCUUUUUACCAAUGGCGCUGCCUAGGAACUUAG